Molecule: messenger RNA, 1002 nt
Organism: Calidris pugnax (ruff)
Lineage: Eukaryota; Metazoa; Chordata; Aves; Charadriiformes; Scolopacidae
Product: C-C motif chemokine 5-like
Exons: 3
Coding region: 177-449 (90 amino acids)
Biological process (GO): lymphocyte chemotaxis; positive regulation of GTPase activity; cellular response to type II interferon
Cellular component (GO): extracellular region
Molecular function (GO): chemokine activity; CCR chemokine receptor binding
Source: RefSeq, a predicted model, not a curated record
GUGCUGUGACAUCAGCUGUUACGCUAUGGAAACUCCAAGAGUUUGGCCUGAAAUCUGACUGAUGGGGCUGGCCACUGUCCCUAUAAAAAGCGAGGACUGAGCCAGCUCCUCACAUCAGACACAGGAGGGAUCUGCCCUUGUCCUGCCUCUGGCCUCACAACUCAUCUCUGUCCAUAAUGAAUGCCUCUGCAGUGUGCCUCUCCAUCAUCCUUGUUGCUGCCCUCUUUUCUCAGGCCUCUCCUGCUCCAUUCGGGGCUGAUGCAACUGUGUGCUGCUUCAGCUACACUUCACGAAAGCUGCCCCAGAGUCAUGUGAAGGAUUAUUUCUACACUAGCAGCAAGUGUUCACAGCCAGCAGUUGUGUUCACCACCAGGAAGGACCGGCAGGUCUGUGCUAACCCUGACGCCAGGUGGGUGAAGGAAUAUGUGAAUGCCCUGGAGCUGCAGUGAGCGCUGGGAGCUGAGAGGUCUCUGCCCUGGAGAAGUCUUGCAAGAUCAUCCAUCACAGACCUAGAAAUCCUGUUGCUGAGCACCAGGACCCGCUGAGCCACGUUGGGACCCCAGAAGCUCCUUUUGUCUUGCAAAGGUGUCAUUUUUCCGUGAUAAUUUAGCCACCCUUACUGGCAGCUGUGAUGCUGGGGACCUCCUGCCCUUGCAGACCCGACUUGGCAUAGCCUGCUGUGUGACAUGUAGCUAAACUGUCCCCUCCUCGUGCCUCUGCUGCUAGAAUGGGAGGGGGAUUUUAUCCCCAGAGCUAUUUGUGGGAAUUGGUCUGUCAAAAUCAGGUAUGAGUGCUGUCAUAUAAAGCCAGGCUGACAUCCAAGUCAGCUGGGUGAAUUUUACCAUGGUACGGUCGAUGCUGUGAGUCAGAUCUGUCUCCUUAGUGGAGGAAGUGGUGUGCUGGUUUAUUUACAGGAUGCUUAUUGUGGAACCACAUUGUUCAGCCUUGUUCUCAAAACGUUGUCUCUUGCUGGUGCCAAAGAAUAAAGAUAUUUUCUCUCUG